Molecule: messenger RNA, 464 nt
Organism: Nycticebus coucang (slow loris)
Lineage: Eukaryota; Metazoa; Chordata; Mammalia; Primates; Lorisidae
Product: 60S ribosomal protein L31-like
Exons: 1
Coding region: 35-412 (125 amino acids)
Biological process (GO): cytoplasmic translation
Cellular component (GO): cytosolic large ribosomal subunit; ribosome
Molecular function (GO): structural constituent of ribosome
Source: RefSeq, a predicted model, not a curated record
GCGCGCUCUUUCUUUCCAACUUGGGACCUGUAGGAUGGCUCCCGCAAAGAAGGGUGGCGAGAAGAAGAAGGGCCGGUCCGCCAUCAACGAGGUGGUGACUCGAGAAUACACUAUCAAUAUUCACAAGCGCAUCCAUGGAGUGGGCUUCAAGAAGCGUGCCCCUCGGGCACUCAAAGAGAUCCGGAAAUUUGCCAUGAAAGAGAUGGGAACUCCAGAUGUGCGCAUUGAUACCAGGCUUAACAAAGCUGUCUGGGCCAAAGGCAUAAGGAAUGUCCCAUACCAUAUCCGUGUGCGGUUAUCCAGAAAACACAAUGAAGAUGAAGAUUCACCAAACAAGCUCUAUACUUUGGUUACCUAUGUACCUGUUACUACUUUCAAAAAUCUACAGACAGUCAACGUGGAUGAGAACUAACUGGUGAUCGUCAGACAUACCAAAUAAAAUUAUAAAAUGACAAAAAAAAAAA